Messenger RNA from Pneumocystis carinii B80, 2513 nucleotides. RefSeq lists its product as hypothetical. The record is from RefSeq and is a predicted model, not a curated record. NCBI's taxonomy places the organism in Eukaryota, Fungi, Ascomycota, Pneumocystomycetes, Pneumocystales, Pneumocystaceae. Gene Ontology annotation, biological process: tRNA wobble uridine modification. The coding region runs from base 43 to 2469 and encodes 808 amino acids. Gene Ontology annotation, cellular component: elongator holoenzyme complex. Gene Ontology annotation, molecular function: protein binding. The transcript is spliced from 10 exons.
CGGGUUGCUAGUGGCCGACGACAGGAUUUUUGGGAGGUGAGGAUGGAGGCCAGUUUAUGGCCAGUAUUGCUUAGUAUAGGAUGCAAUACAACACCAAAUUGCUCGGACUGGAGUAGAUAUUCAGGUAUUGUUGCUUUUGGAGCGGAAAAAAACGUGGUUUUAUACGAUCCAUUGCAGCGAAAUUGCCAUGGAAUUAUUGAGAUUAUGAAAGGACAUACGGGUUUUGUUACGGUGGUUCGUUUUUUUAGGGGUUUUUUUGGUGAAAAAGAAGGUAUUAUUUCAGGAUCAACCGAUUCGAGUGUGAGGAUAUGGAGGAGAGGAGAAAAAUAUAGUGAAUGUGUUUAUACGAUUUCAUGUUGUACGGGAUCUGUUCAUAUUAUUGGGGUACAUGGAUGCUAUGUUGGUAUAGGAACAGCAGAUGGGUUUAUAUCAAUAUGGAAAAUUGGUGAAAAUGAUACAGGAAAUUUGGUUGUUGAGAAGAUACAAGAGAUGAAAAGUGUUAAUAUGCUUCCUUUGUCUAUGUGUUUUUAUGAAUUGCCAGAAUCAUUGAAUAUGAUACUUGCAGUAGCAGGAUCUUCGAAUUUUAUUGAUAUAUAUGUUUCUUGUAGAGUAGAAAGAGGCCAUGUUUUCACAUAUAAAUCGUCAAUUGAAGGGCAUCGUGAUUGGAUUAGGGGCUUGGAUAUUACAGUUGAAGAGAAAACAGGUGAUUUACUUCUUGCAAGUGCAAGUCAGGACAAACAUGCUAAAAUUUGGAGAAUAACUCGUAAAUUUGUGGGAGGAAAUGAGAAAGAAAAUAAUUCUACAUCUAAAAAUCAUGAUGAGUUUGAUUUUGAUCUAUUUCAAAUGAAUAAAAUCAUGAGUUUUUCGCUAGAAGAGGAUAAAACGCAUGAAUAUUCUAUAUCUUUUGAUGCAUUAUUGGUAGGUCAUGAUGAUUGGGUAUUUACAUGUUUAUGGCAUCCAUAUGGUGAAUUAAAGUUAUUAACUGCAUCUGCAGAUACUUCAUUAAUUAUAUGGCAUCUUGAUCAUCACUCAGGAAUCUGUAUUUCUUCAUCUCGUAUUGGAGAAAUGGGUUCUUUAAAGGGUGUUAGUACUGCUUCUGGAGGUUUUGGUGGGUUUUGUGGAGGUCUAUGGGGGCCCAAUGGCAAAAGUAUUGCAUGUUGGUGUAAAAGUGGAGGAUGGAAGAUAUUUUCAAAUAUAGAAGACAAUUGGGUUCAAAGAUUAUCCAUUACUGGACAUACAAAGCCUGUAAAAAGCAUAUCAUGGAGUCCAGGUGGUGAAUUUUUUGUUUCAUCUAGUUUGGAUCAAACAACUAGGCUUUUUUCUCCAUGGAUUCGCUCAGAUGAAGAUGGGAAUUUGGUGGAAACAUGGCAUGAAAUUUCAAGGCCACAGAUCCAUGGUUAUGAUAUAAAUUCUGUUUGCAUGCUUGAUAAAUGGAAAUUAGUUGCUGGUGCUGAUGAAAAGGUUAUUAGAAUCUUUAAUCCUGUUAAGAAUGUUGCAUCUUUGAUUUCUAAACUCUCUAAUUUAAGUUUUGAUAAGGAAAUUGAAAAACUUUCUGAUGUGGCCAAUGUACCCUUACUUGGCUUAUCUAAUAAAGCAGUGGACCUCACAAAUGAGGUUCCUAAUGAUUUAGAGGAUUUCUCUGAUAAUAAAGAUCAAUUGAAUGAUUUAAAAGAUGGAAUUUCUAAAAACUAUGUUGGUUUAGAAAUUCCUCCCUUUGAAGACUAUCUUCAAAGAUAUACACUUUGGCCAGAGAUUGAGAAACUAUAUGGUCAUGGAUAUGAAAUUAUAUCUGUGGCAUCUAGUCAUGAUAAAACUUUAAUUGCUACUACAUGUAAAGCAACUACAUCAGAACAUGCAGUUCUUCGUUUAUUUGAUACGUCUACAUGGCAAGAGAUUUUACCUCCAUUAGCAGCACAUAGUUUAACUGUAACACGAGUGAAAUUCUCUAAUGAUGAUAAAUAUAUAUUAAGUGUUGGAAGAGAUAGGAAGUUUGCAUUAUUUUAUAGAACAGAUGAAAAGAAUGUUUAUAAAUUAAUAGAGGCAAGGACUGCACAUUCAAGAAUUAUAUGGGAUUGUUGUUGGGCACCUGAUAUAGUAGGAUAUGUAUUUGUAACAGCAUCAAGAGAUAAAACUCUGAAGAUAUGGAAAUUUGAAACAGAAGAAAUGAAAUGUGAAUGCAUUACUAUUUUAAAGCUUUCACAUGCUGUUACAUCUGCAGAUAUUUGUCCUUAUAUGAUAAAUGAUUCAUGUUUUUUGGCUAUUGGUAUGGAAAAUGGGCUUAUUGUUAUUUUAAAAUCCAAUGGAAAAGACAUUUCUCAAUGGGAAAAAUCAUUUAACAUUAAUGAACAAUUAUUACCUGGAGGGUUUAUAUCUCAGAUUCAAUGGCGUCCUUAUUUGAAAUCAAAUAUACAUUAUUUUGGGGUUGCCAGUGAAGAUCAUUCAGUAAGAGUAUAUGGAAUUAAAUUUUAACUUUAUUUAUUAUCAUUUAAUGCAUAAAAUAUAUUGAAUCAUUU